Colias croceus (clouded yellow) is the source of this 9045-nucleotide messenger RNA. RefSeq lists its product as uncharacterized. The record is from RefSeq and is a predicted model, not a curated record. Gene Ontology annotation, molecular function: DNA-binding transcription factor activity, RNA polymerase II-specific; RNA polymerase II cis-regulatory region sequence-specific DNA binding. Lineage: Eukaryota; Metazoa; Arthropoda; Insecta; Lepidoptera; Pieridae. Gene Ontology annotation, cellular component: nucleus. The transcript is spliced from 4 exons. Bases 357 to 7190 code for a protein of 2277 amino acids. Gene Ontology annotation, biological process: regulation of transcription by RNA polymerase II.
CUUUAUAAAAUUGAUGUGUUGUGUUUUUAACAAAAUUGCUACAAAAAUAUUAUUAUAGCGUUUUUUAAUGAAUUUAUUAACAUAUUUAUAAUGUAAUGUUAAAUAUUCUUUCUAUAAAUCAAUGUUAUACACCUUGUUAAUCGUAUUGUUCGGUUUUCGAUAAAGGUGUCAUUUUCAUUAUCGUUCGUUCCAGUAAAAAGUUUCACUUGUAAUUCUGCUAUUGACCUAAGUGCUAAUUGGUCAACCAUCAAAUGUUUUUGUUAACUGUCGUAUAAUAGCUGAUAAAGUGUGAAGCGCCGCGUGCAUAAAUCUCUUCUUAUUACGAAUUUUUAUGUCAAAACAGAUGAAUUGUGAUAAUGGAUAGAUUGAACCAGAUUCGGGGCGAAGCGGAACGUUCCAAAGACUUCACUUUGGAUACAUCGUCACCUCCAAGCGAAGCGUAUAUAACAGCUAACGAAAGUUCAUCAAAAUUCUUUUCGCUGUCAGAAGUUGAUUCCACUUUUAGUGUUUCGCCUACAAAAGACAGUAAUGCGUCUCCCGCCAAUGUAGAUAGACCGAUUUCUGACUCUGGUUUAAUAUCUAACCUAUCUCCUAUACCCAAGACAAAUGAUAUAGGAAGUUUCAAAAUUGGUAAACAAAUAGAAGCUGCAAAUAUUUUGUCAGGUGGUGUUAAUAUUUUUGAUGAUAAUUCAUAUGAUGGUGAUGAACUAGUUAUUGAUGAUAAUGUGGCUAUGGAUGAUGGAAAACCAAAUUCGGAGUUUAAAUCAGAAGAUGUUACCAAUGUUGUGUGUAUAGAUAAAUCAGAUGAAGUGGUGGAGACUGCAGAUGUUGCGGGGGCAAUUAAAAGUAAAGACACGGAGGUAGUACUUCAGAUUGAUGGAAAAAAUGUUGAUGCUAUAGACAUUGGUAAUGAUCUUUAUCUAUAUAGACGACCAGGUGAAGAGGAACUAGCUGCUGUGCAAAUUGUUCCUGAUAAUGAACAACAACCGUGUUUUAAAUUUCUUAAAGUCAGGGAAAAUGCUGAAGGCAAUCUGGAAGUAUAUGAAGAAAUUGAGAUUGAAGUACCAAAGGAAGUGCCUGUCAACAAUGAAGAACCUAAGGAAAGUUCCCCUAAGAGUAUUGUAAAGGAAGACAAGCCAUUAGUAGAGUCUGAUAAUAAUAAAAUUAUUGAUAAUACACUUAAAAAUCCACAAACUGAGACAGAAAAUAAAGAUGCAGAGUUAGAGACAAGUAGGGAAGUUAAAGAAGAUUCAAAAGUUAAUUUUAAUGGAAAAGUUAUGAAAUUCAGUGAAUCGCGUAAAUCACCAGUAAUAAAUACAUUUACUCCCAUGACAUACCACUCUACGCCCAAUAAAGAAGGAAUACCCUUAACAAAAACCAUGGUAGAUCAGCAAUUACAUCCAAACCGACAAUCUGAUAACAUCAAGAAAACUAUAGAAGUUCAUACAGAAUACAGCAAACAUAAAUUGUCUGAUACACCUAUUAAAAAUAAAGAGUUAGUUGGAAACAUUGAAAAUGAUGAAAAAGAUAUAGAUAAAACAUUACCUGAUUUGCUGCAUACGUCUGAAGAUAAACCUUUGAUCAUAGAUGAGAAGGAAUGUAAAGAUGAAUUAAUCGACAAUAAAACAGAAGAAAAGAUAAUAAAAGAGAGUAUUGAUAUAGAAAUUAAAGAUUCUAAUUUAAGUAAUGAAAUUACUUUAAAAGCCCCAAUUGCUAUGGAUAAAGAUAAAAAGUCCAUAGAAAUGGUGUUGUCAAGUGGAAACAAUAUGGAAGGCACCAAAGACAAUAAAACUGUUGAAGAAAAAACGCCCGACUUUAUUUCCGCCUAUGAAGGUGACAAAAACACCAUUGAUUUAAUAACAUGUGAUGAUACAGAAGCGGUUGAGGAUAAACUCGUUAUUGUCGAAAAUAUACCUUCACCGCCAAUAAGUAACGAAAAAAAUAGUGACACUUCAAGUUCAGCAAUAGCAGUUGAAAAGGUUCAAAUACUGGUUGAAUCUGAAACAAGCAAAUUAAUCUCGGACAUUAAACUUGAUGUUAGAGAAACAUGUUCUAAACAAAGAGAUACAAGGCAAGUGGCUGAUAGUACAAGUGAAUUAAAACAGAUUGAAAAUAUUGAAACUGAUAUUAAGCUUAACAAGAGUUCAAUAGAGAAAACAAAUGUGCCUAGCAAAAGUAAUAAUUUAGGGACAACAAGACUACAACAUAAUGCUAUUGAAGUUAAAAAAAGCUUAGAUGAUAUUACAACUUCCGAAACCAAGCAUGAUAAAAAUGAUGAAAAAAAUUUUAAGUCAUGUGAGUUAACAUCUCAAAAUAAACAAAAAGAUGAACAAUUUACUAUAGGGGAAAAUAAAACUAUUCAAGAGAAUUUGAAAUUAGAACCUAAUCUUAAAAUCACAGGGACAUUACCUUUAAAAUCAAUUGAACCCCAAAAACAAAUUCAGAACACCACUGUUACUUCAAAACAAAAAAUCGACUCUGCUUCUGUUCAUGAUGUUGUAUCUUUGAGACCAAAUAAAAAUGAAACGAAAAGUAAUACAAAUAUAAAUAAAAUCCAAGUAAAAGAUUACAAAGGUACUUUAGAUGAUUUAAACAAGCAUACUAAUAUUGUACCCACAGAUCAUAAAACACUAACUGUUUCUAAAAUAAAAUCAACUGAUGAUAUACAAAAAGCUGUGAAAUUGCCUGUAAAGGCAAAUACUUCCGAUAUAAAGAUUGACACAAAAAUUGAUGUACUUCCUGAUACUCAGGCGAAACAACCUAUUAAGAAAAAUUGCGUCGCAGUGCCUUUUGGAAAGUGGACUGAAGCAAAUAGACAGGAAUUUUUAAAUAAAAUAAAGGAAACAAAAGUUGCUUCAAAUAAUUCCAGUACAAAACAACUGAAACAGCCUAAAGAUUUGAAUAGGCGAGACGUUUUAAAGAAAAUAGAUAGUCAGAGACAAUCCAACAAUAUAGUUGUAUCAAAAUCCCAAGAUGUAAAUACUUCUACUAAAGCAAAAGUUACAACUGUUACUUUCAAAAAUAAACCAAACAUUGAGCACACUGAUAAUACGCAAAUUCUUAAAGAUGAGAAAAAUUCCGUCAAAGACAUAUCAAAAGUAAUUACUACAACUAAACCAGAUGCUGAUCUGAUAGAUAAAAAACCAACUCAAAGGAAAGAAAUUAACAAUCAAGAUUUAAUUGAUAAAACAAUUGAAGGUAUUAUUAAUAGAGCUCUUCCAGUGAAAGCUUCCCAAGAUGAGCAUAAGCAGAGUGUGGAAUGUAAUGCAAGUGAGAAAGAAAAAAGUGCGUAUCAGAUUACAUUAGAUGAUAUUGAAAAGAAAAUGAAUGAAUUGCAUGGAAUCCCUUUCGUGGAGAGACCUCCACAUGAGUUACCAGCACUUACACAAGAAUCCAAACCAAGUAGUGCAGAUACAAAAACAUCUAAUUCAAAUAAACCAGACACCUUAUUGAAUCCUCCUCCAUUCACAAAUAAACCUCACCAAAAUGUUAUUAAGGAACAUGAAAGGGCUAAUAUAUCUGAUGAAGAAAUCAUUGAACAUGUACCAAUUACAGGGGAUAUUAAAUUACCAUGUAAGGAUAGUAAAAUUAACGAGUUAGUUCGUAGUACGAUAUGUGAUAGCGGUGCUAAAAAAGAACCAAUUAUCACAGAGAAAGAUUUUGAUAAGUUUGCUAGACGUAAUUCUGUUACAUAUGAAAAUUUACUAACUGUUAAUUUUGAUAGGAAAGAACCCCAUAAUAUUAUUAAAAGUGUAGUACCAAAAGACAUUCCGGUUAAAAAAAUGUCAAGAAAUGAACUUAUGCUUGCUGAAUCUAAAGCUAAAUCGACAAAUAAGCAUAAUGCGGCACGUCAUAAUCAUUCCAGUAAAAUUCCAACAGUCAAGACAUCUAAUGAAACACAUAACAAGAAUUAUCAGUCCAAAGUCCAAAUUGCAUACCAAUCCGCAUUAACGGCAAAGCGGCAGCUUGAAGGCCCAAUUACAAUUAUUGAAGAUAAACCUGUAAAAGUUGUUUUUAUGGACGCAAAUACAGACUUUGUUCCAGUUUUACAUAUACAGGGUCAGGAACUCUCGCCUACAAAAAUUCAAAUGAAUGAGUCUUCUAAAUUUGUCCAUAGUGCUUCUGAGUCAUUAGAUUCUGAUAUACUAGAGAGUUUUGAGAAUAAGUUACAGGACGAAACUAGAUCUAAAAGUAAACAUCAGAGGAAACAAGUUCUAACUCCAGUCGAAACACCUGAAUUGGAACUCAUAGAACCGAGCGAUUUAGGCAUGGAAACUUCACCAAAGAAAAAACGCAGAUUUGAAGACAAAGCUGAUAAAAAAUCAAAAACAUUGGUGCCCAAAAAAUCAUAUCUUUUGAACCGUAAUGUGUCAGAAGAAAAGCAAGAAAUAGUGAAAAAUCCCACUGAAAUUCUGAAUAAAACAGAGACAUAUGUUCACUCUGAUCCAAAAUCAGCUAUUGAUAACUUAGUGAAAGCUGCUGAGUUACUUGAAACACAAUCUGAGAACAAAAUUUUAACCCACUCAACUGAGAAUAGCCCACAUCAAAACACACCAGUUAAAAGAGGUAGAGGUCGACCCAGAAAAAACCCUCUUCCCGGAGUAGAGUCUAACACACCAAAGACACCAAGUCCUCAGAAAAAACCAAGAUUGCAAGAAGAAAAAUCUUAUAAAGAACAAACAGAGACAGAAGAAAGUAGUGACGACGAAAUAAUAAAAGAAAAUUGGACAAUGGGUAAGAUAAAUGAAAACAUUGUAUGUCCAAUCUGUAACAAAUUAUUCCGUUCUGAGAAUGUUGUAUUUAAACAUGUGAAACAUUGUACAGGUCCAUCACCGAAUAGGUCUGACUCGGAUAAAAGAAGUUCUUCGAGAUUGCGCUUUUCCCAAGAAUCAAAAAGAUCAUCAACUGAUAGCAAAUCAGAUAUGGAUUUGGAUGAAGAAAUACUAACACCAAGAAAACGAAAAUCAAGAGACUCAAAGCCAGUUAAAGAAAAAAAUGAUGAAAUAAUAAAUAAGGAGUUGGAUACUGGAAAACAAACUCAACAUCAAUCACAAACAACUGUUAAUAAAACUAAAUUUAACACAAAUAAUUUAGUGUGCGAACUGUGCGGUAAAAGUUUUAGACAGUUAUCAUAUCUGUUAAGUCACAAAAUCCAACACAGAAAAGAAGAUGUUAAAUCAGCCCACAAUGAUGAAGUUAAAAAGAAUGUUUUCUCUUGUGAAGUUUGUAAAAAAGAAUUUAGGAAAUUGCAUCAUUUGGUCCAACAUCGUCUUAUCCACAAACCAAGUGCAAUGUCGUCAAGAUUAAGUAGAAAAAGCUCAUCUGAACACCGAGAUAAUAAGAGCGAAAAAGAUAAUAAAGUUCAAGCUCAAACAAAACAAACCGAAGAUCAUAGCGCAGGAUUUCGAUGUGAACCUUGUGAUAAGUCAUUUAGAAAACUUCACCAUCUUGUGGAACACAGAGAAACUCAUGAUGGUAUUAACAAAAAAUUUACUCCACAAGUAACAGUUGAACCUUCAAAAUCUCCAUUACAUCAAUGUGACAUAUGUAAGAAAUCUUUUAAAAAGUUACAACACUUUAUGGAACAUAAAGAUCAACACCUGGAGACAAGUUCAGAAAAAUCAGAUGAUAAGAGUGUUCAAAGUUCUCUUUCUACACGAGAUAUUAUACACGAAUGUUCUCUUUGUUAUAUGGUAUUCCCCAAUGAACACUCUUUGAAUAAACACACCAUCAUUUGUCUUAGAAAGAAAAAGCAAUCAGCUGCUAAAGCGAAACAAGCAGAAGAAAAAACUGCUGUCGAUGAUGAUAAUAAAGAUGAUAAGGAACAAGAAACUGACUCUAAAAUAAUUGCAGAUGUUAUGCCGGUUGAUAAUAUUAAGUCUGAAAAUCCAAAUACCCAUGAUUUAGAGGAUAUAAGUAAACCUCUCCAAACUAUACAAAGUGCUACACGUAAGUCGAUAGAAAAUAACACAGAAAUUGACAACUCGGACAGUAAAAGUGACGACAUCCCAUUAAUUAAAGCAAAAGAAUUCGAACCUAUUGUUAAUAAACCUGUGAAUGAAGUUGAAACAAAACCUUUAAAUACGCAAAUAAUUGAAACUAUUGUAAUACCUGAUACGCCUACACCGAAAAAAAGGACUGCAACGAAAGAGAAAGCGGGACUUACUGUUACAAAGAAACAAAAAACAUUGAACGUUACCAUGCCCGUCAUCGAGAAAAAUAAAUCGGAAAAAGCAUCAAAUGACGACGAUGACGCCGACGAAGAUGAUGACGAAGUGAGAUACAUGUUGAAUCCAGACUUAAAAUUGGAUAAAACAGUUGAAGAAAAGUUUAUGAAAGUGCGAGCCAAAAAACGUAGUUCACUACAACUAGAGAGGCCUAAUUCGAAAGAUUUGGUAAUAAGGAGAAUCUCAUUGCAACACCCACCCAAAAUACCUCGUUUGAAAGCGAAACCGGUAGAAGCUAAAACCCAAACUACUAUUAAAAAUGCAAAAGCCCCAACGCCUGAAACGGUGCCUUCUACAGAUUCGGAUGAUAGUGAUAUUAAAUACUCUUUCCCGACAACGCCUGUGAAACAGACACCAAAGAAAGCGGAGAAGUCAAAUAAAAAAAUAAUGUGUGAUAAACGAAAAUCAAUCAGUAGCAUUGCUAAGAGGAAGUCACUGGGGAAACAUAAGCAAAAUACACCUGUUAACAAAAUUAGAAAGCGCACAGCCGAGGUAGAGCACAGGUGUGACUGUGGACAACUUUUCAGCAGCGCUGCGUUGUUGUCGCGACACACGACUCUGGCGCACACUCCCCCGCGGAUACGACGCCGGCGAUCUCCCCCUCCAGACACUAAAUCACAAAAACCUACUAAUCUAUUGAAACCCAAUAUAAAACAAUCACAAUCGUCCGUUACUCAAACGAAAACACAAACGCAACAACCGAAACAAAAACCGACAACAAAACAAAAACCCACUUUGACAAAACAGAAGCUUAAUUUAAUACAACAAAAACAAACUUCAUCUCAACAGAAACAAACAUUGGCUCAACAGAAAAAUACUUCAAAUCAACCGAAACAGACGUUGACACAACAGAAAUCUAACGCUCAGUCGAGCCCGACGCGAAGUAAAUCUAAUAAUGUGAACAACGUAAGUAAGAACUCGAAAAUAGGUGUAGCGACGAGGAAAUCAAGUGUUAUAAAAUAAAUAUAUCAUAAUACAAUAAUUGUUGAGUAAAAAUGUGUAACAACGCUAAAGUAUGAACAUAAUUAUAUUACACACAAGACAGUGGCUGAUAAUGUAGGAAUCAAAACUUUAAGAUAAAUGGACUGAGUAGAGAUCCAAUAAUUUUUAUGUAUUUUAAAUAAAGGGGUGUUCGCUAGUAACUUGAUGAAAUCACGCACUAACAGCGCUCACAAAUAAGAAACUAACGGACCACUGUUGAUAAAUAUAUUUUUACACUUUCGGUGAGUUUAGGAUGCAUCAAAUAAAAUAUAAAAAAAAAAAAUAUUUUUGUGAGCGGGGCGCUGGUCUUGUCGCUAAAUUAGCGGGAAAGAUAAAAUCUAUAUUUUGUCAAUUGAUAUGUUAUAGAUAUAGCAGUGUAUAAGAGGAAAUAAUUUAUGUUUUUAUUUAGUAAUAAGGUGUCGAGUUUACAUUGCAUUAAUUUAGUUUUAAAAUUAGUGAAUGAUGAAUGCUUUUUAUACUUUUUGAUGUAAACUUUCAAUAUAAUUGAAAUUCAUUUGGGGCUUAUGAAUUGCGAAGCGAUUAUACAACGUGUAACAGAAAUAAUAAUGAACAUGAACUUAAGUAUUAUUAUUAACCUAUUAAAGUAUGUAGUUCAUAACUACACAAUUCAUAAAAUAUUGUAAUAUUCUAGAAAUUAAUAUCCCUUUCAGAGACUGCAUUAGGUAAUGUUUCAUGUUUUAUAUGCGCUCGCAAUUUAUCUCAGUAGCUGUUUUAAAAUGCGCUCAAAGGGAAAUAUUUUCAGCUUUCCUGCCAAAAUAUAUUUUAAAUUGUUUUAUUUUGUUAUGGAACUAUAUUUCUAUACACCUUGUAACAGAUAUAUGUCAUAAUAAUUUGAAACUUUAUGUACCUAUAACUUAUUGACGAAAUCUACCCGCAAAAUAGUGGGUUGUGAUUUUGUUUCCUUUAUUAUUUAUUGAUUCAAUUGUUUUCGAAUUGAUUAACAUUUCCUCUUUAUAAUCACAAAUAAUAUGAUAAAACACGUAGCUUGAUGUUACUAUAUUGACUUUUACAUAUAAAUGUUGUCUUUAAAUAACUUAAAAAAUUGGUGUCAUACGUAAAGUAUUCUUGUAGAUUACUAUUAAUAUUUUAACAUUGGUUAUUUACUAUAUUGUCAGAGAAAUUGGCUAUUGUCUAAUAUUAAUGUUUUAUCUACAAUCGCCAUUUAUGUAUUAAUUGUAAGUAGAUAUGCCUGUUAUAUCUUUUUUUAUAUCACAUGCUUUAUUUAACAACUACCUUCUAUGUAUCUUCUUUGUCGUUUCAAAUGGUCAAUUUUGUAUGUUAGUCAGGGUAAGCAAAUAGUGUAAAGGAUGUACCAAAAAAUUACCUUUUAAACGUGUACACAUAUCCAUACGUUUUCAACAUCAAUGUACAUAAAUAAUAUUAGAGCAAUGUAUUGUACGAGCUUAUAAUUUUGAUUCUUUCUGUGAUAUUAUCCAAAGAGAUUUAACGUUAUGUUUAUAGAGGUCAUGAGAGAAUUAUCAUAGUUAUGUCAAGUCCUACUUCAUCUAGCAAAAAUAUAGUGAUUAUCUCACUAUAUUUUUGCUAGGUGAAGUAGUCGUUUUGUUAUGCCAAUAAUGUUACGAAUAUCGGUAAUUUUUUCGAUUAAUAUUCUUUCUCUUAGUUUCAUCAUGACGUUUAUUUUUGCUCACCCUUUAUUUUACUGCUUCUCUAAAUCUCUUUGGAUAAUUCACAUCCAUGUAGUGAGGUUACGAGCUUCCCAUAGGUUUUCAAAAGAAUUUUUGGAAUUUUGUAGAUAAUUUUGAAUUGCAUUGUGCAAGCAUGCAUUCGAAAUUCAGUUAUAAACUGACCAUCUAAA